AUGAGACUCUCAAGUGCGAUAACCUCGCUUCUGUCACUAGGCGCUGCCUCUGCGUCGCUCGUGGCCCGCGAUAGCAUCGACGGGCUCGAUUUUGACAUCUCGUUGAUCGAAGAAACCGUUCCUAUGAAGUAUAUCAAGCUCGAUUUUGACAAACUUAGAGGUGAUUCCCCUGAGACAGCUGUCAAGGGAGCCCAAGGUGCUGCUCACUUGGUCAAAAGAUCUGAUGGAACCGCCUUGGUUUAUCUCAAAAACGAGCAGACCUUCUACUCCGUCGAAAUCGGCGUGGGUACGCCAGCGCAAAAUCAAACCCUGCUUAUUGACACGGGCUCUUCAGACCUGUGGAUCAUGGGCUCCAACAACCCUUUCUGCGCGGGCUCUACCUCGAGUAAGAAGGAUGUCGCUAUCGACGAGAGAGGUAUCCUCAGCUUUCUAUCGUCUUUGACAGCCACUCUCACUGUCACAGCAUCUGCAACUGCAUCCAAUGUUCCUUCUAGGUCAUCUGUCUCCUCUGAUCAGGCGACUUUGUCCUGCUCUGAGUGGGGAACUUUUGCCACUGGUUCUUCUUCAAGCUUCGAGUCCAACGAUACUUCGUUCUACAUUGUCUACGGUGACAACACUUAUGCCCUUGGUACUUGGGGUUCGGACAAAGUUACUUUGCAGAAUCUUGAAAUUCCUCGUGUGAACUUCGCUGUUGCUAAUGAAAGUACUUCCGAAUUUGGUGUCAUGGGUAUCGGUAUGGAAGAGCUGGAAUCGACAUACGCUUUGGCCUCCAGUGCAGCAGACCGCCACACCUACGUCAACUUCCCGUCGGCAUUGAAAGCGCAAGGUGACAUUCAUUCCAAAGCGUUUUCCUUAUUCUUAGAUACGCUCGAUGCCAAACACGGCUCGAUUUUAUUUGGCGCUAUCGACCAUAGCAAGUACUCCGGCACUCUAUACACUGUCCCAAUUAUCAACACUUACAAAAGUAAAGGUUAUGCCAACCCUAUAAGAUUCGAAAUCACCAUGCAAGGGAUGGGUCUUUAUGCUAACAAAACCUCGACUACCUUCACCAACUCCAAGAUCCCGGUUGUGCUUGAUUCGGGCUCUACUAUCAGUUAUUUGCCCGAUACCUUGGUAACAGCGGUCGCUAAAAAACUGAAAGCAUCAUACAGUUCUUCGAGCAGCGCAUAUAUUUUUAGCUGCUCUGAAGUAAGUGACGAUGAUUCUUUCGUCUUUGAUUUUGGAGGGUUCCAAAUAAGAAGUGCUUUGAGCAACUAUGUUCUUGACGUUGUCGAUAAUUCAAUCUGCGCACUUGGAUUAGUGCCUCAGGACGCUGACAGCAGUUUCAUUUUGGGUGACAAUUUCUUGACCGCUGCUUAUGUGGUAUAUGAUAUGGACAACAUGGAGAUAUCUAUGGCUCAGGCCAAUUAUAACGGCGGGGCUGAAAGUAUUGACAUUAUUACCAGUACCGUGCCAGGAGCGGUGAAAGCCCCAAUGUAUUCUUCUACCUAUGGCUCCUCUUUAUCUGUGGCUACGGGUGGUAACAUUUUUACCCUAUCAUCAAACGCAAUCGUGUCCACGUCUGCUACCUCAAACGGUACCGUAACUGGGAGCGGGACAACAAUCUCCCGCUCAGGAUCUUCCUCGAGCACAAGCACGAGUACCAGUGGAAAGAAAAAUGCCGCAGUAGGUGUCGUAGCCCCAAGUCAUGGCGUUUACAGCUUCUUCACCAUACUAGGAGUUAGCAUGGUUGCUGCCCUCUUAUGA
Molecule: messenger RNA, 1746 nt
Organism: Lachancea nothofagi CBS 11611
Lineage: Eukaryota; Fungi; Ascomycota; Saccharomycetes; Saccharomycetales; Saccharomycetaceae
Source: the annotation of a GenBank genome assembly